AUGAAUGAACCGAACCCACUUUUACCAGACAAUAUAAAACCACCAUAUCCCAUCAUUAAGAAGAAACUGGUAUUGUUGAAAGGUGGAAAGCAUAAAUUGGCUCAAGAACAGGUCAACAUGACAGAAAAAAAGGAGACGAUUGAACUGUCGGAAGUUCCACCAAAGAUGAAGGAUCCAAGGGAGUUCAACAUCACUUGCACCAUUGGUGGGUUAAAAAUCCCACAUGCUUUAUGUGACUUAGGAUCGAGCAUCAAUGUUACGUCACUGAGAAAAUUUAAGGAAUUGGAUAUCAGAGAGAUUAUAUCGAACAAUAUGACACUCACUUUGGCUGAUUCAUCUGUGACUCGUCCACUUGGUAUUGUACAAGACAUGCUAGUUCAUGUCGAUGGUUUGAACUUCCCUGUAGAAAUUGUGGUGAUUGACAUGAAAAAAAUGAUUCAGAAGGAUCACUUAUUCCCGGGCAUCCAUUCUUGGCAACCAGGAAGGCAAAAAUAG
Lathyrus oleraceus (garden pea) is the source of this 495-nucleotide messenger RNA. RefSeq lists its product as uncharacterized. Lineage: Eukaryota; Viridiplantae; Streptophyta; Magnoliopsida; Fabales; Fabaceae. The transcript is spliced from 2 exons. Bases 1 to 495 code for a protein of 164 amino acids. The record is from RefSeq and is a predicted model, not a curated record.